CGCCGCGGCCUGAUUUUUCAAGAUGGUGUCCUGUCUUGUGUGAGCGAACGUGUGUGUGCGACGGCCAGUGCAAAAUUUUUCAGUGCUUGUGGCUCCGAGGAUGACUCGUGCGGACGUUCCAAAUUACCCGCUGCAUCGCAUCCAUGUGGGACUUGAAACCUUCGUCUAAGAUUCGGGUGACCAGCGAAAGGGGCCACCAGUGAACGGCAAUGGCGUCGUCAGCAGCGGCGCCCCCAGGCUCUCCCGAGGGUGGCGGUGUGCUACCCACCCGGCGCCAUCCGCUGGCCGGGGGCCGCUUCUCCCUGCGACGCUUGCUCGGUUCUUCGUCGUCCUUUCUCAAUCGCCGCAACUUUGGCCGCUCCUGUAGCUCCCCGCACGAUGCUGAACAGGCCGUCCGGCCUCCACAGCGAAUGCCACCACAGCACAGGGAUGCUCGUAGGAACAGCAGCGGCAGCGGUGGGGCGGCAUCUCGGCUGGGCGCCGCCGAGCGCCAGGGCAGCUCUGACACGGACUCCCUGUGGAGCUGUGGUGGUGGCCUGCUCGAGUGCCCACUAUGCCUGUUGGAGGCACCGGCUGAGGCAUUCCCGCGUCUGGCGUCGUGUGCGCAUCGAGCGUGCGCCGACUGCCUGCGCCAGUACCUGCGCGUGGAGAUCUCCGAGAGCCGGGUGAACAUCGCGUGCCCUGCCUGCUCGGAGCCCAUGCACCCGAGCGACAUCCGGCGCCUGCUGCAGGACGAGCUCAUGGUGGCCAAGUACGAGAGCUUCAUGCUGCGCCGUGUCCUCGUCACUGAGCCAGAUGCCCGGUGGUGCCCCGCUCCGGACUGUGGCUACGUGGUGAUAGCGAGCGGCUGUGCCAGCUGCCCCAAGCUGCGCUGUGAGCGUCCCGGUUGCAGCACGGCUUUCUGCUACCACUGCAAACAGGAGUGGCACCCCAACCAGACGUGUGACGCUGCCCGAGCACAGCGUGCCUCCAGGCCCGCCGCCCAGUCCGGCGUGGCCCUGGCGUUCCCGCACGAUGAGGGUCUGCAGCGCGACGACAUCAAGCACUGCCCCUGCUGCAAGGUGUUCAUCAUCAAGAUGGACGACGGGUCGUGCAACCACAUGACGUGCCGCCUGUGUGGCACCGAGUUCUGUUGGCUGUGCAUGAAGGAGGUGUCGGACCUGCACUACCUGAGCCCCUCGGGCUGCACCUUCUGGGGCAAGAAGCCCUGGAGCCGCAAGAAGAAGAUCCUCUGGCAGCUGGGCAUGCUCGUCGGUGCCCCCGUCGGCAUCGCCCUCAUCGCAGGCAUCGCCGUGCCCGCCAUAGUCAUCGGCAUUCCUGUCUGGGUCGGACGAAAGCUUCACUCCAAGUACGACCUGCGCACCACGAGCCGCCUGAAGCGCAACUUUGUGGUGACAAGUGGCGUGGUGGCCUCGUUCCUCGUGUCGCCGAUCAUUGCAGGCAUUGCCGUCGGCAUUGGGGUCCCAAUCCUGUUGGCCUACAUCUACGGAGUGGUGCCGGUGUCCCUCUGCCGUUCCGGUGGCUGCGGUGUCACGACUUCAGCGUCGGGAGUCCGCAUCGAGUUCGACGAGGAAGGCGACGGCAUAGGCGGGGUCGGCGGCGGCAGCGGGUCUGUCGGGGUCGCGGCCGAUGGCGCGAGCGUGGACACGGCUGGAGGCAUCGCGCCGGCCAGCAUUGGCGAGGCGGCCUCCCUGGGGAUGUCCGGCGGCAGCCCCAGCCUCGGUUCGCACCUGGACACAGUGGCGGGCGCAUCCAACACGGCCAUCGCUGGCCACUCGCUCACAGGGAGCAUCGCCUCGGCCAGCGCCCAUUCACACCGGCUGGAGGUCCAGGCAGAGGUGUCGUCCAACAAGCGCUUCAGCCUGAGCAGCCACAGUGAGACGGCCUCUGCCACGGUCAGCCUCAGCGAGCGCUCGGCCAACAUGUCUGGCAUGGCAGACGACGCGGCAAGCACCCGUGCCCUUGCGGGUUCCAUUGUUGGAUACAGGGAAGGCACGCUGGCGGCGCCCGUGGAGGUGCACGUGGACCCCUCGGAAGAGCCCGACUACUGUCGCCAGUGCCGCAUCACCCACCGCCCCUGCUGCCCCAACGCCCUGGCAUCCACUGCGCAGCAGCAGUCGUCACCGCACUGCGAAUGCCUCGACACUGCCAGUGUCACCAAAGUGCAGAUUGAGUGAGGGAGGGGAGCAGACCACAAACCCAAUUUGUCCCUUGCCACGGAGUCGCAACCCUUCACUGGCACAUGCGGUCAUGGACAAUGUGCCAACACGACGACUCUCUCGCCCACCUAGCCACUUUUGAAGUGCGACGAGUCUUGGAGUGGGCCAAAAUCAACGAAGCUGUCGGUCGACCCCCGCUGCUGGUGCACGAUUGCUCUUCCUAACAAGUGGAGCCUUUAGAAUUCGCAUUUGUGCGUGUCGCUUGCGUGGCAUUAGCCGGACGGAAGGCUUGUGGUUAACGUAUGGAACACUUUCCACUCUAAUUGGAUGGGAGCAUAGUGUGUUUUGGGACAAAGUUGGGCACUUCUACCUGACCCAUUACACCCCAGAGGCACACUGUGGAUCGCAGGAUCUGCUGCGUUCCACUCUACUCGAAAAAGAGCAUGCAACAGUGUGCGGGCUAUGCGGAAUGUGACUCAACUGCUGCAGUUGCAUCCAGUUCGGCUGUCUGUCUGAACAACACCUUGUGCCGCUUGAGAACAAAAGUGGAAUUGCAAACUUUUCCGGAUGGACAUAACUGUUGACUGUUUGAAUUUCUGUGGCAACAAAAGCUGCAGAGGUAGAGUUGACGGCGCAGCAGUGUGUCGUUCUCCGUGCUGGCAGCUGACACAAACUGUCGUCACGGAUGCCUAGUCUCUUCGACCUUGAUUAAGCAUUGUCAUAGCCCGAGGACUAUGGAAACACGAGCAGUUCUGUUGUCGUGCGCUCUCUCUCAAGCAUCGCAGUGCUGAAAAUGGAAGAAAGUGAGAGAAGCGAAGGCUGUCACUGCUAAGGCCGAUGAGCAAGACCUUACAGGAAUGACUUGUGCAGGAACAACUCACUCGUGUUAACCUACCCACUUAGGCAAACAGCAGGCAAGUCCUUCAAUUGGUGCUAAAAUUGCAUUCAACCCCACAUGCGCCUGUGUUACAACCGAAAGUGCGGCGGAGGAAAGCUGAGCUGUGUGGAAAGCACCAAUGCUGCCAGUGUUGAACAACAGAUGGACCACAUUUUUUGGUGUGCGUGAAGGUAUGCCGCCUGUUGUGGCAGUUUUUAGAUGUUCCCUCGCUUGGCUUGGUCAUCUUCUCUUCGCGGCUUUAGCUGUUCAUCGAAGAAAGCUGUGCCAAGGUGUACGCACUUACACGUCUGACAGUCACCGCGACGAUCGCGAGCUUUGUUCCACAACCACCUGGUGUCGUUCAGUGUCAAAAUGGGUCGAGAGCUUCUGCUGCACGUCAGCUGUGGCAGAUGACUUUGUGAGACAGUCACUGACGUGCGUAGACCGUGUUUGCAGACAGUCCUCCGACCUGAGUGGAACCUCUGCCUGUCGAUUUUCUCGGUGUCAUCACAUUUGCCGAGGCACAAGCGAGAGUGCAGAAAAAAAAUAUAUAUUUGCCGUUCACGGCUAUUAGUCAUGAAUGUGUUCUGGACGUAGUGCUGUCACCCAACAUAAAAAUUUGUCGGAAACUUUUAACAGAUGUGUAUUCAAGCGUGUCGACGUGAGGUGUAGUGCGUGCGCCACAGUCGUCGCCUCCUGUUGCUGGCCACUGUGUGUGUUGUGUGUAUUUUAUCACGGGAAAAGUGUUUCUUGUUCAUUGCAGUGUACUAUGCGUAGCUUUCCCUUAUUUUUCUUUCUUGGCUAAGGAGAAGAAAAAAAAAAAGAUGUUCUGGGUGCAAAAGAUGCCGGUUGUUUUGUACAGUGUAUAAAAAAAUUUGUUGGUUGUUCGGUGCUUCCAGUGUUUGCGUAAUCAUGGCAGCCAAACUGACUUUGUUGCAGCCAAUUUUGUUCUCUUCUGCAAUAGGCACGCGUUGAUACUCGGCCAACACUUGUCUGUGUAUUGCUGGCUUGUGUGCGACAGCGGUGGUCUCCUCUUUUAUUCUUCUUGCAUUGUCUAAUGCUUCUUCCUCUCCUCUAACGUAUUUCUUUCUUCUCUCGCUCUCUUGGGUGAUAAGUGUCUCUUGCCAUCAUUCUCUGGCCAGUUUUUUCUGGCCCAACUUUCUUGUCAUUAUAUUUCAUGUUCUCUCUUCCAUUGGUUCCCAGUUCCUUGCACAUAAUUUAAUGAUUCUCUCCAAGGGAAGGAGAGUCUGGGCUGUAGCCUAUCCAUAGGUAACCAGUCUUGAGUGAUGUCUAGUUGUGUGCUGCUUGUGCUCAAGUGCUCAACGCGUUCGUGUUUUGCCGCCGCUGCAGUUUCGCGUGUGCGACUGUGGUGGCGAGCCCACGGCCCGUAAUGGACGUUUGCCAAUGCCCACACUGUAGCGCUAAAGACGAAACUGUGCUCACUAUACGAGUCGCAUUGUGCGUUGCAGAUGCUUAUCCCGCAUUUGGCCGUUGUGGAGUGGCUAGUUAUUUUCUGCCACUUUGGUGUCCUAUUACGCUUGCUCUAGAUUGCCCUUCUUGCUUGGGUCGUUGAGUAGGUAGUUCGUUGGAGGACCCUCUGUGCCGUAAAGUGCCAUAAGUUUGCCGCUUUUAACCUCACAACUUGUCAGAUCACGUUCAGGGAGCUUGGCAUGCUUUUGUGAAGUCGCUCGGGAUGACUCUUAUUUUGCGAUGUUAACGAAUUGGCGUGCUAGCAGUACGACAGCUGUUACUUGGAAGCACGCUCGUUGCUUUUUCUGAAUGUUCAGCUUGAACUGUUAGCAGUCCCACAAUGAGGCAAUUGUACGGUAAAUUUUGUUUCGUGCAAGUGGCACGAGGCAGACGGUUCGAACCAACACUUGAUGGAACUUCUUGCAUCCAUAAUUGCUUAUAUGCUUUAGUUCGCUGCUUUUAAUUUCUUUUCUCAAACUGGGCAUUGAAGACGUUGCUUUGAAUGCUUUCAUUUCUGGCCAGGGUUGGUCAUUUGCACACUCCACUGACAUCUCUUUUCUGUCAUGUUCGUGUCACUGAGUAAUUUGUCAUGCAUGUCGUUCGCUUCAGGUGUUUCAUGUUGCAGCCAGGUGAAAGGCGUACAUUUAGGUCGUUUUCACAUGUUUUUGCCGAACAAUUUCGCCAAAUUCCCGCUCGUCGCAUUUGCUCUUCACCGCCACGGCAACAGUUGUCACGCCACAGUGCUGCACGUGGUGGUUGUGGGGCUUGCAGUACCAGUGGCAUUGGUUAAGGCCGGUAUGGCUUUGAGCAUGUUAGCUGAAGGUUAGGCUGGCGUGCCAUGGUUCACUGGUACUUUGGUGGCCGAGGGCUCGGUUAAUGUACUGUCAAGAUGGAAUAUUUAUGGCUUGUGGGUUUCAUGAUAGGGCUGCAUUUCUGCACAAUUCAUUUCCACACCUAUUUAAAAAUUACCUGUUAAAUAUGGUGUUGCAUGGGCUGUAAUCGCACGCCUGGGAUAGUAAGGUUGAAUUAUAAGCUGCUUACCUCAGUGGCAGAAAGCUUGCGCCUUGUAAAACUUUCUCACCUGUAAUGUGCGCCACGACCUGAGAGCUCUUUGCCAGGAGCUUUCGGGUCGCGGCGCACAUUGCCAGUAACGAAUGUCGCUCCUGCAGCAAUACCUUGGGGAUCUGCAGGACCUCCAACUGCUUGAAUUGAUGACAUUCGUUAGGUGUGCGUUUGCCUAGGUAUUCUCGGCCAAGAGAGUAUGUUUGCUCUCUUCUCACGAUUAAAUCGGAACUGGCGAAUUUCUCGCUUGCAUAGUGUUCAACUGACAAAAAUGAACAGAACGAACUAAAUGAUUAAUGAGCAUUGUCCACGUAUGUUUGUCUUUCAAUCGUACCGUAUGGCCCUGGGUGAAGCCUCGAGUUUGGGUGUGGCAACUUGUGCACUCUUGGUGGCUGUGGACUUUGCCCAGAAGCACUUGUGCAUUGUGGUACAUCGAGACCAUGAACUGCCCUGGCCGGGGAUGGGAGCCAUGCCCUCGUGGAGGCUGCGAGACCAGUGACGGCCAGCGUGCGAAGGGUGUAUGGAUAUAUCUGUUGUAUAAUCUGAUCUUGUUUGUAUUCUUGUACAGCCGUGGCUUAUGUGGAACAUGUAUACUAGAGGGAAGACAACUGCCAAUCUACUGUGACCCCCCCCCCUUUUGAUGACCGUAUGGUGUGUCGGGAGAGAAGCGGGGGUGGGGGUCAUGUUGAUGUACAAAGCUGUUUACCCGCAGGCGCUGUGGUGUGCGUGCGUGUACACUCUGUAUGUGUGUGUAUUUAUAAUUGAAAUUAAACGAAUAAAGUUGCUAUUUCCACGGA
Messenger RNA from Rhipicephalus sanguineus (brown dog tick), 6365 nucleotides. Its product is annotated as E3 ubiquitin-protein ligase RNF19A. Gene Ontology annotation, biological process: positive regulation of proteasomal ubiquitin-dependent protein catabolic process; ubiquitin-dependent protein catabolic process; protein polyubiquitination. The coding region runs from base 210 to 2177 and encodes 655 amino acids. Gene Ontology annotation, molecular function: zinc ion binding; ubiquitin conjugating enzyme binding; ubiquitin protein ligase activity. The record is from RefSeq and is a predicted model, not a curated record. Gene Ontology annotation, cellular component: cytoplasm; ubiquitin ligase complex. NCBI's taxonomy places the organism in Eukaryota, Metazoa, Arthropoda, Arachnida, Ixodida, Ixodidae. The transcript is spliced from 9 exons.